AUGAACGUCUCCUCGUGUCUCCUGUGUGUCAUCAGAAGUGUUUCUCUCCCCACAGCUCUGCCCCGUCAGAGGAUAGAGUUGCUGUUCAACAAGCUUUUCCAAAUCGAGACGUCUUUUGAGUGUCGUUUCGACCACAUCGAGGUUCGGGACGGUCCCUUUAGCUUCUCGCCACUCAUCAGUCGGUACUGUGGCUCUUCCAGCCCUGGUCGCGUCUUCUCCAGCGGGCGCUUCAUGUGGAUCCGCUUCUACAGUGACGACGAGCUGGAGGGGAGUGGCUUCUAUGUCCAGUACAAGUUUACUGCAGACCCUGAAUUUCAUCUGCAUGUGGGAGGACUUUUAAACCCUAUUCCAGAUUGUCAGUUUGAGCUGUCGGGGCUUGACGGCCUGAUUCGGUCCACUCAGGUGGAAGAAGAAAACAAACUGAAGCCAGACCAGGCGGUGGACUGCAUAUGGACGAUACGAGCCCCAGCAAAGACCAGGAUUUACUUGAGAUUCUUGGAAUACCAGAUGGAAAACUCAAACGAAUGUAAGAAGAACUUUGUGGCAAUUUAUGAUGGCAGCAGUGCCAUUGAAGACCUAAAGGCCAAGUUUUGUAGUACGGUUGCUAAUGAUAUCAUGCUGGACACCAGUUUUGGAGUAGUGAGAAUGUGGGCGGAUGAGACCAGCCGUCUUAGCCGCUUCCGGAUGCUCUUCAGUAUCUUCUACGACCCACCUUGUAUGGGCAACACGUUCUUUUGCCACAGUAACAUGUGCAUCAACAACUCUCUGGUGUGUAACGGCAUGCAGAACUGCGUCUUCCCCUGGGAUGAAAGUAAUUGCGUUGAGAAAAAAGCCAGAGGAGUGUUUUUACACAUAACCAAAACACAGGCGACAAUAAUCUGUGUGUCCACGGGGGUGGUGCUGUUGCUCCUCAUUUUCUCCAUUAUGGUGCAAGUAAAGCAGCCCCGAAAAAAGGUGAUGGUCCGAAAAAACAAGCUCUUUCAACGUGCUGACCUCCCAAAGAUGUUUGACCCACUGCACUAUGAGCUCUUCACUCUCAGAGACAAGGAGAUAUCGGGGGAGCUUAGAGAGAUUCCAACCGAGCUCCAAGCGCUCAGGAGAUCAUCAUCAGGAUCACGCUGCGUUCAUGAACACCACUGCGGCUCUCAGGCGUCUCUCAACUCUGUUAAAGCCGCUCAUGGUCUGUUUUUGGGAAGGGGAUCCAUGGAGAUCCCACCCUUCAGGAUGGACUGCCAGGCAGCUUUACCUCCACUGAGAGACUACAACAGCAGCCUGCUGAAGAAAAGCUGGCCUAGCCUGAAGCAAAGCCAAAUACAGAGUCAUCCUGGGGAUCGAGUGGUGUGGCAGCAGGACAGAGUGGUGGAAGAGGAAGAUGAGGAGGAGGAGGAGGGAAGGUACGAUUUGUAUGUGCGAAGAGCAGGAAGUCAUAGAGGCAGAUACAAAAGAGCUCAGCAAAGAUCUCUGUCGAUGGACUUUUAAAAUAAAUACUGAGAGUUCUCUGAUAUUUGCCUUUUUCGUUUUCAUUUGUCAAUAAGGCCAAAAAUGUAAAAUGUUUACCUGUAAAGCUUGUGAAUGCUCUUGAGUAGUCUGUAAAAAAAUGUUGAAUUAAGGAACAUUCUAUCAUUGUGAGUUUUGUUUUUUAUGAAUUUGAGAAAACAUUUUGCUAUUUUUUGCUGGAAUUUAGUUAAAAUAAAAAAAAACAUGAAAAGGACAGAAUGUUAUUUCAGAGAAAAUGUAAUCUUCUAGACUUUGCUUCAUGUAAAUACUAAAAAUAAAACGUCAUUCU
This is a messenger RNA of Oryzias melastigma (Indian medaka), 1786 nucleotides long. It is a transcript of the gene neto2b, whose product is annotated as neuropilin (NRP) and tolloid (TLL)-like 2b. The transcript has 9 exons. Gene Ontology annotation, molecular function: protein binding. The record is from RefSeq and is a predicted model, not a curated record. Lineage: Eukaryota; Metazoa; Chordata; Actinopteri; Beloniformes; Adrianichthyidae. Bases 1 to 1479 code for a protein of 492 amino acids.